GCCCCUUCAGGUGCUGGAGAGAAGGAUGGGUGGGUGUUAUUUGUGAGGCGUUUGGGGGUAUGUAUAUAAGUUCAGACGGACUUGAGGUGAUCUUAGUCUACUGCAGACUCAGGAUACAAGGCGUUCCUGUCCAUACCCUAAUAAACAUCUACCAUCAUGUGUGACGAAGACGCUUGCGCUUUGGUCGUUGACAAUGGCUCCGGCAUGGUCAAAGCCGGGUUUGCUGGUGAUGAUGCCCCUCGCGCCGUUUUUCCUUCUAUCGUUGGUCGCCCACGUCAUCAGGGUGUGAUGGUCGGUAUGGGUCAGAAGGACGCCUACGUAGGAGAUGAGGCCCAGAGCAAGAGAGGUAUCCUGACACUCAAAUACCCCAUCGAACACGGUAUUAUCACCAACUGGGACGACAUGGAAAAAAUUUGGCACCACUCUUUCUACAAUGAACUCCGAGUUGCUCCCGAAGAAUCCCCAGUCCUACUCACCGAGGCUCCUCUUAACCCCAAGGCCAACCGUGAGAAGAUGACCCAGAUCAUGUUCGAAACCUUCAGUGCUCCGGCCAUGUACGUUGCUAUCCAGGCAGUGCUAUCUCUGUAUGCCUCAGGACGUACUACAGGCAUUGUACUCGAUUCUGGUGAUGGCGUCUCCCACACUGUACCCAUCUACGAAGGCUAUGCUCUUCCUCACGCAAUCCUUCGUCUUGACCUUGCUGGACGUGACUUGACAGCUUACUUGAUGAAGAUUAUGACAGAGAGGGGCUACUCGUUCACCACCACAGCUGAACGAGAAAUUGUUCGUGACAUCAAGGAAAAGCUUUGCUACGUUGCCCUUGACUUCGAAAGCGAGAUGAAUGUUGCUGCGGCAUCAUCUUCCCUGGAAAAAUCUUACGAACUCCCUGAUGGUCAAGUUAUCACCAUUGGUAAUGAAAGGUUCCGUGCCCCCGAAUCAUUAUUCCAGCCUUCCUUCCUGGGUAUGGAAUCCGUUGGUAUCCAUGAAACCGUUUACAACUCCAUCAUGAGGUGUGAUAUUGACAUCAGGAAGGACCUAUUCGCCAACAAUGUAAUGUCUGGGGGCACCACCAUGUAUCCUGGUAUUGCUGAUAGGAUGCAGAAGGAAAUCACUGCCUUGGCUCCAUCGACCAUCAAGAUCAAGAUUAUUGCUCCACCUGAGAGGAAAUACUCAGUUUGGAUAGGGGGCUCUAUCUUGGCAUCACUUUCCACCUUCCAGGCAAUGUGGAUCACCAAGGAAGAAUAUGAUGAAUCUGGUCCAGGCAUUGUCCAUCGCAAGUGCUUCUAAAAUAUAUAUAUAAAGUCAAUCUUAGAUAUAUUAAUAAUUAUGAUAAAUAUGAAUUAAUUUAUUAAAGUUUCCGUACUAAACUGUUGAUAUAAUAAUCCCCCUUUAAAAAAUUUCCUUAACUAAGAGCUUAUGAUUUUAUCAAACGACUUCCAAAAGUUAUCUAUGUAGGUACCUGUUUACUUGCUAACGCUUGUGAAGUUUAAGGCAGUUACGUUGAUCCAGUCGAUUCUCUGCUGUGUAGAAGUCAUGGCUGGAUAACAGGGACGACUGUGUGGACCUGUUGUCACGAUUCUAAACAACUUGGCCAUAUUCUUAAGAUAAAUGAUGUCAUUUAUUUUCCAAAUACAAUUAUCAUUUCUUA
This is a messenger RNA of Macrobrachium nipponense, 1648 nucleotides long. Its product is annotated as actin, muscle-like. NCBI's taxonomy places the organism in Eukaryota, Metazoa, Arthropoda, Malacostraca, Decapoda, Palaemonidae. Gene Ontology annotation, biological process: mitotic cytokinesis. The transcript is spliced from 2 exons. The coding region runs from base 157 to 1287 and encodes 376 amino acids. The record is from RefSeq and is a predicted model, not a curated record.